AUGGGUGUUCGCAAUGAGUUUGCCCUCAAUCCCAAGCCUUUUCUGAAUGGACUGACAGGAAAGCCAGUGACGGUGAGACUUAAGUGGGGCAUGGAGUACAAGGACUACCUGGUCUCCAUUGAUGGCUACAUGGACACGCAGCUUGCAAAUACAGAAGAAUACAUAGAUGGGGCAUUAUCUGGACAUCUGGGUGAAGUUCUAAUAAGGUAUAGUAAUGUCCUCUAUGUCAGAGGCAUUGAAGAGGAGGAGGAAGAUGGGGAAAUGAGAGAAUAACAUCUUGGGGAAAUAUAUAUAUGUAUAUAUAUAUAUUUUUUUCUAUACAGUAAAGACUUGUGUUUUUUCUUUUUCAAAAA
Rattus norvegicus (Norway rat) is the source of this 353-nucleotide messenger RNA. The record is from RefSeq and is a predicted model, not a curated record. Lineage: Eukaryota; Metazoa; Chordata; Mammalia; Rodentia; Muridae.